AUGUGCGGAGCAAAAGAGAUCUACUGUUGCCAAAUCCAUUGUAUUCGGCCCAUCGGGUGGUAUAUCGUGGAACCAUGCGAGGCGUUCGUCAUUGCCAAUUCUCUCCUUACCCAGCACCCCGCCGGCAGCGGAAGUUGGAGUUGGAACUGGAAUACCAGCACAUGCGGGUGUUCCGUGCCGAGAGUCGUGCGAAGACAGAGGUGCCGGUAUCGGAGUUGUAUCACAUGCUGCUGGAGUACUCUCCAUUCAACAUUUACGGCGAUGCAGCAGUGGGCAAACGCUGCGAGAGAGUAUCCGGAGUGGUGGGCACAGAGUCAUGGAGACAAUCUGCUGUUCCGAAGAACCAAGAGGAGACUGAGGAGUGAAUACGACCAAUCUCGAAAGGAUAAGGGCAAGAAGCGGGCUAUUGAUGUUCAACAGGCGCUUCCUGCUGCGAACAGUGGCGAGCAGUGGUCAAGCCAUCCCGAGACGUUAGGAACACUUUCGAACCAGACAGAUGUGUUCGACUACUUGCCAAGAUCUUCCUUGGAGAACCCCUCGAAUAACUACCAAAGCAUAUCCAACUCAAAUCUCUAUCCUUCGUCUUCAGCAGUAAGCAGACAAGUCUGGAGUGACGGGCCGGGAGAAAGGUUUCCGACCGCACAAGGGCUUCUGGGAACGACUGGUGUGCCGGAGCUGGGUCAAGAAGCAGCGAGCACAGCCAACGCGUCUACCAUGUACCCUAAUUCAGAGUAUCAACUGGAUAUUUGGAGAGCAUAUGAGCCAUCACAACCUAAUUUGAUGUUUGAGCAAGUCUGGGGCGAGGGAGAUGCGACACAAUCAGAACGGCCGCAGCAUGAAGUCAUGCAACAAACUCCAAGUUUGAACAACGCGGUGCUCAAUCUCGACGAUCCAUUUUGGAAUGACAUGUUGGCAUUCGGCAGUGAAUUUGCGUUGGGGAGUGAUACGGACACUGGUGAAGGCGGCAGCAAUAAUCCGGCGCAUUCUCUGCUAUAG
Messenger RNA from Trichoderma harzianum CBS 226.95, 996 nucleotides. RefSeq lists its product as hypothetical. The coding region runs from base 1 to 996 and encodes 331 amino acids. The transcript has a single exon. The record is from RefSeq and is a predicted model, not a curated record. NCBI's taxonomy places the organism in Eukaryota, Fungi, Ascomycota, Sordariomycetes, Hypocreales, Hypocreaceae.